Messenger RNA from Suillus fuscotomentosus, 1026 nucleotides. RefSeq lists its product as uncharacterized. The record is from RefSeq and is a predicted model, not a curated record. The transcript has 4 exons. The coding region runs from base 1 to 1026 and encodes 341 amino acids. NCBI's taxonomy places the organism in Eukaryota, Fungi, Basidiomycota, Agaricomycetes, Boletales, Suillaceae.
AUGCAAUUCACUACUCUCGUUUCAUUCGCUCUUGCCACUGCUGCCUCUGUGCACGGUGCUCCAGUCCAUAAGCGCAUUGCGCAGGUCAUCGCUGACUCAACUACCAAGUGGGAGGCAGCAUGCGAUGCUGCUGGUGGAGGUGCCCAAUGCAACCAAGUUGCUGUCGCGUCCUUCGGCACUCUUCUUGCUGCUCCAGGUCCAUGCGAGCAGCAGAAUGCCGCUGACAACAUGAUUGACCUCGCAAAGACUCUCAGUAACAAUGCAGACAUGAUUACUUUUGCUCAGAUUUUUGCCCAGCAGCCUCGGAAUUCUCCUACAUCACAGAGCGUGCCCUAUUGCCAGUCAGCCCCGCGCAAUGCUGAGCUCAAUGGGCUCUUCCAGUGUCAGUUCCAGGGUGAUAACCCAACGACCUUUGUCGGUGGUAUUGCCGUUGGCGGUAACGGGACCAUCCCUUUCGGUAUGAGCGCACAUGUCAACCCGGCUGGUUCUUGCCCCGCAAACCCCACCGGUCCCAUCGCUGAUGGCACACAACUGGUGGAUCUCACCCAGAAUCCCGGUGUCGGUGGCACAACUGCCUCUAAUAAGACUACUGGUGGAAGCAAUAGCACCUCAACAGUGGCCACUUCUUCCGCCAUACCUUCGUCUGGUUCUUCGGAUUCUGACUGCGAGGAGGAUCCAACCGAGUCCAUACCUACUGCUUCUAUCGCCGCUGUCGCAUCCGCAAUGCCCUCAAGCACUAGUGGAAACUUCAAGCUCGCUAACGGUCAGGAUGCUCAGAAGCUCAAUGCGCAGUUUGCUACGCUAACUGCUACCUCUCUCUGCACUGAGGGUACAAAUGCAUGCGUCGAUAGCGCUUUUGCGCAGUGCGUAGGGGGCACGUAUGUGACUCAAUCUUGUGGGUCUGGUCUCAUUUGCGCUGCCCUUCCUCUCGUCAACUCUGCUGGAACGUCGAUCACCUGCACCACAAAUGCUGAUGCUUUAGCUCGCAUUGCUGCCACUGGCGCGCAGGGCGGCCUCACUGGAUGA